UUUGGUUUUAAUUUAAGGUCAGGGUUAGGCACAAGGUGAGCAGUGUGGUUAAUGUUAGAGUUAAGGUUAGUAGUAGGUUUAAAAUCACAUUUUAAGAAGAAGAAUUGUACAUAUGGGCGGGGUUUAGCCUAUGUCUUUGUGGGUAUAGAAGCUAGAGACGACCAUCCCUCCUUGCCUCACGACAAUUCGACAGUGUUGCCGCACAAGAGACCGAAACCGGAGGAGAUGUUUUAGACCUCCGAAAAUAUUUUACGGUGAUGCGUUAACGAUUUCAAGAGGAUAUAAGAGAGCUGGGAUCAAGCAAACCGGGAACGAGCAGGAAGCGAAAAUAAACGGCAGUUUCUGUCACGGUUGGAAGUUUUGACGGAUUUCAAAACAGAGUGAUUGUAAACACUGUUCUGGGGUUGACACGAAUGUAGGCUAAUUGCGUAGGACAGAAAGUUUCUGUAGGCUAAUAGCAUUUUUCCUUUUUCCAAUGGACUCGCAUUUGGAGACUGCUUGCACACAAAGUAUGGAAUUACCCCUGUAAUGUGGAUUGCAAUUUCAUUUGAAGAAAAUAAAGGUCUACUCCAGAACAAUGUGAAAAGAUACGCGUCCUGGAUUCUAAUGUUUCUGGAUAUCUUGAAAAUUAUUGGCAACAGUUGAAAUUAUGCUCAACCGAUUUUUGCUCAGGUGUCUUGCCUGCUCCGACCGUGGGACCAAAAUGGAUUUGACGCCACUACAGACCCCGGUUCCCCUUUUACAGAAGUUCUAACAGUUAUUACACUUUGCUAUUACUGUUUUAAACUUUACAAAUGCUUUGGAAGAAAUCGCCUGACGACCCGCUUGGAUUUUAAAUCUACAUUUGCAUUUGGAAUUUCAAUCAUGAACUUUGACAGUUUGAUAACAUUAUUUCUCCUGGCACUUCUGUAUUUGUCAGCUGUCAAGAGUGCCCACAUACCUAAGGAAGGAGGGAGAAGUGCGCAUGACGGCGUGAUCUCCUUCAUGGAGGUGUACAAUAAGAGCCUGUGUCAGCCCAGGGAGCUGCUGGUAGAGAUCCUACAGGAGUACCCAGAGGAGGUAGAACACAUCUUCAUCCCAUCCUGUGUGGUGCUGACACGCUGUGCAGGCUGCUGCAACGACGAGAUGCUACAGUGUACGCCAACCUCCACGCAUAACGUCACCAUGGAGAUAAAAAGAAUAAAACCCCACAAGCAACAAAAUGAUAUCUUCAUGAGUUUUACAGAACACAAUGCAUGUGAAUGCAGGCCAAAGAAUGAAGUGAAAGAACAGAAAGAAAAAGAACCCUGGAAAGGAAAGGGCAAAGGUCAAAAGAGAAAGCGAAAGAAAAAGCGUGACAAAAAGAAUCGCCACUCUCAGUGCGAGCCAUGUUGUGAUGGCUGUUUAGCGAGGAGAAAGCGGUUGUUCAUCCAGAACCCUCUGACCUGCCAGUGUUCCUGCAGAAACUCUGACUCCGACUGCAGGGCACGUCAGCUGGAGCUCAACGAGAGGACCUGCAGAUGUGACAAGCCCAGGAGAUGAGUCUAAGCUUAAGAUGAAACAACGUGAAGGGACAUUCACAAGAUAUUUCACAGCACUUUCAACUCUGAGCUUAUCUUCUUUGUGGAAAGCAUUCCCCUGGACUGACUGAGAAACAGCAGUGAGAAAAGAGAGGGGGAGAGAGAAAGAAAUAAUACAUUAAUAGAAAAAUAAUCCCAAUGUAUCGGCAUAUACUAAGAGCGAGAGAAAGAAAAAGUACAGAAUUUGUAUUGCUGCUAAAAGAGCUAACUAAAACCCAUCGUUUGGCGUUUGACUGGACUACGGUUUUGUUGUUGAUUCAUUUAUGCAAAUACUUCACUGGAUAUGUGUGAGUACUGUGGUUAUGUGUUAAAUCAUGAGGAACAAAACCUUGCUAUGUGGUACGUAUAUCCACAGAAGAGGAAGAGAAGAGGAAGGAAGAACAUUCUUCCUGACCCAUAGACUCCCUUUGCAGGAGCCCAAUGGCAGGACAGCCAAUGGGAGAUGGGGAUCUGUCCCUUUAUGACAGCACUUCCUUUUCCUUAAAGGAAGUUCUAGAACUGAUGCGUGGAACGUGUGGAAAGCUAGAACUGUGUAUUUUGCUGGCCUAGCUAGCAGCGGAACUGGAUUUGGAGUGCCAUAAUACCCAAAGGGAUACUGAUGAUUGAUUUUGGUAUACAUGGAAACCACUAGAAACAACUGAUACUGUAGCUUGAUUCCAUUGAGAAACUGCCUCACAAACUGUGCUAAUCACUUUAGAGUGAGAAAUCCUGAAUUAGCUUCUUAAAUUAUUUUUGUUUAUUUUGGGGGGAGGGGAGGGGGAUGUUAUGCUGUCUGUGGUUGAACUCAAUACAGAAUGCAAUAGUAUCGAUGGCAAGCAGUCUGUAUAUACUAUACCUACUUAAUAUCCCUUAUGUCAUAGUCCACUAUAGAUAAUUUAUAAUGUUAGAGUAUUUUCAGUAUUCAGUCCUCUACCCAUAUUUAAUUUGAUCUAUUUAUAUAUCAAGUGUUAUGUUCCUUUGGGUUUCCCCCCUUCCUGCUAUGUGAUGCCAUUGUGGUCUCCAUUCUGCCUAGCUACAAGGAGAUACUGCUCUAGGCUUUUAUAAGAAAAAGAAAAACCUUUACGUUAACAUUCCUGAAAUGGAUCAUUUGUAUGGACGCCAUCUUUUCUGGAUUUAUCAACCCUUUUUAUAGAGGGUGGAGGUUCUGUGUGUGAUUUUUAACCUGCUCUAUGGUCUUGGCGUGUGUGUGUGUGUGUGUGUGUGUGUGUGUGUGUGUGUGUGUGUGUGUGUGUGUGUGUGUGUGUGUGUGUGUGUGUGUGUGUGUGUGUGUGUGUGUUAGAGAGGCAGAGGAGGCUUAUGCUUGUCUUGAGCUCCAUCACGCAGAUAACAAUAAACCAUUGCUAAAAGAAAGCUUGGCCUACCAAGUCAACUGUUUGUAUUACAGCUAGCAAUCUGCAAUAUCAAGAAUAUAUGAUUUCAUGAUAAUAGUACUUAUGGUUUCUUUUCCAAUAUUAACAUGUUUUUUUUCUGUGACAGUGUAAAGUAGUAAAGCAUAUUUAUUUACAAAUUAUAUUUCUUAUUUUGUAUAUCAAAUUGAGGAAAAGGUUGCUGUGUUUUGAAGCAGUGGGUUUUGAAGAGGUUGUAUGAGUUAUUGUUUGUGUUGUGUUUGAAACAGCUUCUCCAACAUACGACAGCCAUCUUUGAUAUCUGUUAUGACUACGAAACUCGAAAAGGUAUGCACUCACACAGCUCAUAAGAGCAUGUGCUAUGGAAUAUAAAACAUGACUCAAAAGAAGAAAUUCCUGAACACCUUUGACAAAGAUCUGUAGACCAAAAUAGUGUAUGAAUAAAAAGGUGAGAUUUUGCAAGGCAGCAGUGUGGAGGAAUUUCUUCUUUUGAAUGCCCAUGGAACUCCAGAAAGCCAUGAGGCACAUGGGGAAAUACUUCUGAUGACCUCUUACCUAGGAACUUUGGAAGUGUGUUUUUACCUGCUAUAGGCCACGUUCCAAUUCUUUAAAUUGUCUUCCUUCCGCUCUCACAAAGUGACCUGACAGGUGCUGGUCACUGAUCACAAUGAGUGAGUUAGCAAUGCGAGCGAGCAUGUUCACCACUAACAAAGGUGGACCAGUUACUGUAAAAAUACUUCUGUGAAAUAAUCUGACUAUUAUCCCUGCUUUGCUAUGUGGUAAAGGUUUGGUGACAACAGCCUCAAGUCCAGUGGUUCCCAACCAAGGGUACUUGGACCCUUGGGGGAACUUGUCCAAUCCACAUGGGGUACUUGAGAAGACUCAUUAGACCAAGGGUACUCUGGGCAGAGCAGAAUUCAGUUGGUGGGAUAGUUACUGAAAAAGAUUGGGAACCAUGCGUCUAAUCUAUCAACUAUGUCCAAUACACUGGCAGUUUCUGUAAGGACAGACACUUGGAGACAGGAAGCAAGUACAGGGAGUGAACAUUUAAUUCAUAAACAGACAUGAAACAGGACAGGACAGCGUCUGGACAUGAAAAACAUAACGACAGUAAUGCUGGAAACAGGAACAGACGGAUAUAGGGAAGGCAAUCAAAACAUAAAGGAGUACAGGUAAGUCCAAUGAAGUGCUGAUGUGCGUAACGAAGGUAACAGUUGUGCGUAAUGAUGGUCAUGGGUGCCAGGUAGGGGGAGCGGGGAGCAGGCGUGACAGUACCCCCCCCCUCUAGGUGCGCCACCCGACGUCCCACCUGGGUGAGCCUGAUGGGCUGAGGCGUAGAAGCCCUACGAUCCGGCUGAGGCGUGUAAGCCGGCUGAGGCGUG
Molecule: messenger RNA, 4287 nt
Organism: Oncorhynchus masou masou (cherry salmon)
Lineage: Eukaryota; Metazoa; Chordata; Actinopteri; Salmoniformes; Salmonidae
Product: vascular endothelial growth factor A-A-like
Exons: 8
Coding region: 865-1521 (218 amino acids)
Biological process (GO): positive regulation of endothelial cell proliferation; positive regulation of protein phosphorylation; vascular endothelial growth factor receptor signaling pathway
Cellular component (GO): membrane
Molecular function (GO): growth factor activity; heparin binding; vascular endothelial growth factor receptor 1 binding
Source: RefSeq, a predicted model, not a curated record